Molecule: messenger RNA, 3097 nt
Organism: Lucilia cuprina (Australian sheep blowfly)
Lineage: Eukaryota; Metazoa; Arthropoda; Insecta; Diptera; Calliphoridae
Gene: Orc2
Product: origin recognition complex subunit 2
Exons: 5
Coding region: 751-2679 (642 amino acids)
Biological process (GO): DNA replication
Cellular component (GO): nuclear origin of replication recognition complex; nucleus
Molecular function (GO): DNA replication origin binding
Source: RefSeq, a predicted model, not a curated record
AACGGCGACUGUGUUUCAAAAACAAUAGAGAAAAAAAAUUAAAUUAAAAAAGUGUUCCAAAGACUAAUUACAAAAUAAAAUGUAAUCCUUACUAUAAUAUAUAAAGCAGUAAAUUGAAAAUGAUUAAAAUGGUGAUAUCAUCUCUGUUGACGAAACAUUCUAAUAACUGUCCAAGCUAGUGAUACGUGUAGAAUUAACAGCUGCCUGUUUAAAAAUGAACGUAAUUAUUGAUAUUUCGUGAACACCCUGUUUACAAAACACCCUAGUUUUGUUUACAAAUGGCGCAAAAAGAAACCGAGCUGCCAAAAAUGUAAACCAGAGACCCGCAUCAAGGCGACUAAGACUAGCUGGCGGGCAAAAUAUCAAAGCCGCCGAAAACUUUUCAGCUUAAAACUGCUCCUUUGUAAAAGUAUGUUAAUGGAAAGUUUUAACUUGUAUAAACCGAUUCUAAGAAAUUAUUUCAGAAUUAGUGUAUAAUGCCUUUAGGAAAUCCAUUUUACAGCACCAUUUUCCGGUUGGUAACUUCUUAAUUAUUUAAAAUCGUUGAAAAUUUAAAAAUAACUGAAAACACGAUUUUUAUCCUCCGCCGUUGUUACAAUUGCCUGCUUUGUACGCCGUUAAUAUUGGUCGGCACAGGGCUUUAAUGUAAACAUCUGCUUAAAAAUUGCAAACAACAAACUAAAUCAGUGAACAGAAAUUUAAAAACUAAAUUAAACAAUAUAUAAAACUUAUCAAGGCCUGUAAAGUACAAUGUCUACCACACCCACAAAAAUAAAUAGCCGGGAACAAGAUUAUAAAACUCCCAAAAAACAAAAUGCUGCCAAAACGAAAACUCCGAAAUCGAAAAGUUUAAAAGCCGUAGAAAAUUUAAUGCAUCAUGAAACAAAUACAGAAAGUUCAGCCUCUAACUCAGCAGCUGAUGAGCCCUUUGAAGUUUUGGUGGAAGAUACCGAUGAAGAAAAUACCUUGGAUACGUCUAAGACCUGUAGAAGGUCGGGACGCACGAUAAGCCCUAAUAAAAGGUAUGCGGGAGAUUUUGUCUUAGAUUCUGGAGGAGGUCGUAGUAGUAAUCGUAAAAGACAAUCAAAUGCUCGAACUGAAGUCACUGACGAUGAAGAGGAAGAUACAGAUUUUGCUAUCGAUACUGUGGCCAAACCUAAAGCAGGUGAUUUACAAUUACUAGAGGAUGAAGUAGAGCUGGCGGGCAAAGAAAUGUUUGGUUUUAAUACUCCAAAGAAAAAGGGUGGUAUGGCUUUGGCUGCUAUGAAUACACCUAAAAUGCCGACAACACCAAAAACACCUAAGACCCCUGGUCGGCUGGGUAAGACACCAGAUGGUAAAAGAGCCAAAAAGACAUUGGAACCUAAAACUCCUUCUAGAGUGCGUAAUAAAGUUAAAAAUCAAAUUGCCAAGCUGGUGGAAGCAGCUUCUGGUUCUGAUUUCUCUGGGGAUGAAAGUGAUUUUGCUCCGUCGGGUAGUGAAAGUUCCUCUAGUGAUAGUGACUCCUCAGGAGACGACAAUGAAGCAGAUGAUGAGCCUAAAACACCUUGCAAGGGACGUAAACCCAUAGUAGUGCCCGUAUUACCCAAAACCCCCUCUGCGGCUCGUUUAAGGCAAUCAUCACGUGUUAAGAAAAAUGCCGACUACGUACCCGAAUGUGAAAGCUAUUUUCAAUCACACUCUAGCAGUAAAAUUCUUACAUCUGAUCACACCUUGGAUCGUUUGAAAAAUCCACGUUUACCGGCUGAUCGUUUAUUUUCACUUUUGGCAGAAAUGAAAUUGUCUAGCGAACAUGAAAGCUCCAUAAAUGCCAUUAUGGAAGAAUAUAAAUCAUAUUUUCCCAAAUGGCUUUAUAUUCUAAACGAAGGCUAUAAUAUUUUGCUAUAUGGUUUAGGCUCUAAACGCCAACUUUUACAAUCAUUUCAUCGCAUUGUCCUGUCUCAACAAUGUGUACUAGUAAUUAACGGUUUCUUUCCUAGUUUAACAGUUAAAGAUAUUCUCGAUAGUAUUACGAAUGAUAUUUUAGAUGCUGGCAUUAGUCCGGGUAAUCCUCAUGAGGCUGUUGAUAUGAUUGAAGAGGAAUUUGCUUUAAUACCUCAAACACAUUUAUAUUUAAUCGUACAUAAUCUUGAUGGUUCUAUGCUAAGGAAUUCAAAGGCUCAAUCGAUUUUGGCGCGUUUGGCAAAAGUUCCAAAUAUUCAUAUGUUAGCAUCGGUGGAUCAUAUUAAUACACCAUUGUUAUGGGAUCACACAAAACUUAGUCAUUUUAAUUUCUCUUGGUGGGAUUGCACCACUAUGCUGCCAUAUUCGGAUGAAACCGCCUUCGAAAAUUCCCUUUUAGUACAAAAUUCUGGCGACUUGGCAUUAUCGUCUUUGCGCAGUGUCUUCUUAUCGUUGACCACUAACUCUCGCGGCAUUUACAUGAUUAUCGUUAAGCAUCAAUUGAAAAAUAAAGGAAAUGCUAAUUAUCAAGGCAUGCACUUUAAGGAUCUAUAUUGGAGCUGUAGAGAAGCCUUUUUGGUUAGUUCAGAUUUAGCUUUAAGAGCUCAAUUAACCGAAUUUUUAGAUCACAAAUUGGUUAAAUCAAAAAGAAGUGUAGAUGGUUCUGAACAACUAACCAUACCUAUAGAUGCUGGUCUAUUGCAGCAGUUUUUGGAUGAACAGGAGAAAAAAGUAUAAAAUUUUGAAAAGUAUUUAAAAGUUAUUUAUUGAAUUCAUAAAAUUAUUAGUAGAGAUUUUUAAAAUAGUUUUUGAAAUAAAAGUACAAGUUGUUAAAAAGGUUCUACAAUCAUUGAUCUAAAAUGGUUGAAAUACAUACUAAACUAUGGUCAUUUUAAGCAAUAGAUGGCGCUGACAGCCAUUUAAAGCCAUGCAAAUUUAUACUAAAAUGCAAGCAGUUAAAGGAUUCUUAAACUAGUUAAACGAUUUCAGUAAAACUGCUGGCUUUUGAAAGUUAAUCUAAUUCCUGUUUAAUAAAAAUGGUUUUCUUAUGAACAAUAACUUUCAUUAAAUUUUUACAAGUCAUUUAUAUAAACUAUUCAAAUAAUUCGAAAUUACUACUUUAAUUUACAAUUAAUAGUUAAAUAUCUUAAACUAC